This is a messenger RNA of Anguilla anguilla (European eel), 4391 nucleotides long. It is a transcript of the gene prcc, whose product is annotated as proline rich mitotic checkpoint control factor. The record is from RefSeq and is a predicted model, not a curated record. NCBI's taxonomy places the organism in Eukaryota, Metazoa, Chordata, Actinopteri, Anguilliformes, Anguillidae. Gene Ontology annotation, cellular component: nucleus.
CUUAACCAUGGAAUUUAACAUCUCAAUUAACUGAUGAGCACAAUAAUGUAAUAUUUAUUUACAAGAUGUCUGCCGGUGCGCAAAUUGAUGUUUGCGAGGAGUGAGAAUCUGUGGUUAUUUCUGUGGAAAUGAUUUCGUACCAAACUCUUGGUAAUGGUAUCUGAGCCCCUACGCUUUCUGCGCUGUUGCGCAGUGACCAGCUGCUGCGCUACAUUGAGCCUCGUGAACGUCCCAUUACCUGGUGUUUUGAGUGCCUCUGUAAGGCUUUAGCCGAAGUUACCUUCAAAUGAAAAUAGCAUCGUGAAUUAAUGCAAGGUGACGGGGAACGCUGGACUUAUCGUAUCACCGAGCGAAAACGAAGCGAUCACACGGGCAGCAUGGAAGAUGUUCUGGACUCAAAUUCAGAAGACAGUGCGAGAAAACAACCAGUUGCGGCCUAGCUGCUAGCCAAAUCCCCGGCCUCAAUUUGAAGCCAGGCCUGAAUCGCGCAUUCUGCCGACUUCGAGUGUACUCUCAACUGGAAACACUAAACCGAUAACGCUCUCCAUAGCAAGGCAUUUAAUAUUGGUGCGUUACGCUACUAUCUGACACUGGCAAAGUUAGGUACCUGAAGUUUACUGUGUUUAGUAAUGUAAUUGCGAUGAGACCAAUGGUAUUUCUUGCACGCAAGCUAAUAACUUAGCAGUACUAGAACGGGGAUUGGUACUGGGACAAUGAAAAAAACAGUCUACAGCAAACAAGCAUGCAAUGUUACUGCUACAAGUCUGGCAAUUUUAAAGUUUGAGUUGAAUGUAGUGGAGAAUAAACAUUUAGGUUUUAAUUUUUAUAUAGAAUUGUAGCCCGUUUUAUACUCCAAGUAGUUUCCUAGCUGGACAGCCAUCUAACAGUUAGCUAACGACUCUACCUACAGCUCAAAAGGAAAGUACCACAGCAAGCAAACGUUAGCACGUAGCUCCGCGUGAGGAGUGGUUUUUUUGUAAGAUAAGUUAAUUCCAUAUGUAAAUGCCCGAUUGUUAGCUCGCUAACUUUCACAAAAUUCCACCAUGUCUCUGGUAGCAUACGGUAGCAGCGAUGAGAGCGAAUCCGAAGACACGCCGAAGUUUUGCGAAACAGGAGGGAAAAGUUUGGGACUUUUUGUAAGCCUCCCUUCUCCGAAGAAGCCUGCUUCUGAACCAGAGGGUCUGAAAAACAGUGGACCAAGCAUGGGGUUAAACCUGCCACCUCCAAAACGGGACACUUCUCAAAGGUCCGGUAGCCCUCAGAUACCCGCGUCUUUCAUGUCAGAUAUGGACCCCGGGCAGAAUUUGGACCCAAAGGGCGGCCACCCUCCGAUUUCGAGUGGGUUGCAUUUGAAUUUACCGAAACCGAAGAAGCGCACUGAGCCGGUGAAAAUUACCAUUCCAGAACUGCAGAGAAGAGACUCAGAUUCUGAGGAAGAAGAACCAGUGAGUAAAAAGGCCCUUUCUCAGUCUUCGGGCGGCCUCUCCUCCCUCCUCCCCCAGCCACGAAACCUGGUCGUCAAGGAGACGCAGCGAGUGCUGGUGCCGCACACCCUGACCAAGCGGCCCCAGGAGCCGCGGGCCCCCGCCCGUCCCGCCAGCGUUGCCGCCCAGCCCCUGGGCGCCAGCGCCUCGCCGUCCGCCAUCAAGGCGGCCGCCAAGUCCGCCGCCCUGCAGCUGGCCCGGCAGAUCGCCCAGGAGGACGAGGGCAGUGACGAGGAGCUGGCCCCCGAGAACUACUUCUCCCUCUCCGAGAGCUCCCAGGCCCCCCCGGUGCUCCCCGCCCCGGACCCCGACCCCCCCGCCGCCGCCACGCUGCCCCUCCCGCCGGGCACCGAGCCCCCCUUCCAGUCUGACGCCCCCCUGGAGUUCUCCUCUGCACCACAGAUCCCAGGAUCCAGUGGGGCCUGGGAGGAGCACCAGCAGGAGGCGUUCUACCCCCGUUACCCAGAAUCCUCCAGUCAGGGCACGGAACAGCAGCCGCUCUCUCAGGAUUACUACAGCGGGGGGUACUACCAGGACCCUGAGCCUGCAGCGACGGAGGUGGAAGGGCCUGGGUCCUCGUCCCUUUUUGAUGACGAAGCGUUUCGGAGGCUCCAGGGAAAGCGGAACAGGGGGAAGGAGGAGGUGAAGUUCCUGGAGAUCAAAGGCGAUGACCAGCUGAGCGGCAGCCAGCAGUGGAUGACCAAGAGCAUGACCGAGGAGAAGGAGCAGCGCAAGUCCUUCAGCAAGAAAAAGGGAGAGCAGCCCACCGGCCAGCAAAGGCGCAAGCACCAGAUCACAUAUCUCAUUCACCAGGCGAAGGAGCGGGAGCUGGAGCUGAAGAACAGCUGGGCGGAGAACAAGCUGACCCGGCGACAGACGCAGGCCAAAUACGGCUUCUAGGGGCCGCGCCCUCCAAGGGGGCGGGGCUGGGGGUGGGGUGGAGGAGGGCAUGGCUGGGGUGCACAACCUUUUUCCUUCCUAUUGUUUUUAGUCUUCACGAUGGCCAGUUGAGAAACUAGGGGCAGCACAUUACCUGUUACCCCCCCCCCCCCCCCUCACAAACUGUGUGAUGUUUUACUGAAGUAUAUUUCUAUUCUGUUUGUAUGAGGUUUCUUUUAGAUCUGACACUUGGUGAGAAAUUAGGAAAAGGGAAAUGAAAGUUUGCAGAAAAUGAACAAAAAAUUUCACGGUUAAGUUGUGUUCCCACCUUUGUUGUGAUGUAAGCUGAGCGGAGGCUGUCAGGGCUUGGGGGCAGGCAGCAGAGGAGGGGCUGGGUGUUUAAUUUUGGGGAAAGUAUCAGUGAAGUGGUUUUGGGCCUCAUGGAGGGUUGGUACAAUCCAAAAAAAGAGGCUCCGGUACUCUGAGCUGGGUUAGUUGAUGACUUCAGUGUUGCUCACUGCUUCCAAAAUGGAGGAAGCCGGACCAUAUCCAGGUUCUCCGAGCAUAUCAAUGGACAUUCUGUUCCUCCCUCUGAAAAAAUAGAACACGCUGUCCAGAUUUUCUGUUCACAAAUUGAAUUUGAAUUGAUUUCCCGAGUUUACAGAACUGAAAUGGAAUUGAACCCCCAAACCAUGGAGAAGUGCUUCUGAACUUCCGCAGUAAGACCCAGACUCUGCUUCAGAACCCAUCUCCAUCUGAGUUCUGCCGAUGGCCUUCGGUCCGAUUAACCCACCUGCAGUUUGGUGCGAGUCCUCCCUUUUUGCUUUUCGCCAUCAAACGAAGGAACCGACAUUCGAGGACGUUUGCGGUCGCGUGCGAACGAAGACGGGGGAACGCAAGGGAAACGCAGGCCGGCUGCGAGGUUCGUGUUUUUUAGGCCGUGAAAUUCGAAGCGGCAGGCUUUUUACUGAUCAUUUCUCAGGAAUAUAAUCAUGUCUGUGGCUCAUCGCUUCGUCGCCUCGUGAAGGGCAGCGUUGUCUCUCGGAACCACCCCAUUGGCUGGUCUAGCCGUGAUGUCACAGAAGGCCACGUUCUCCCCAUUGUGUUUGAUCUUCAGGUGCAGAGCACGUCUCGCCACGGCGACCGCCUCGCCAUGGCGAUGUAUGUGCUCCCUGUUCCCAUGGCAGGUGCCGCCGAAGAGGCGCUUCCAGGUGCCACGAGGCGAAGAUUUCCUCAAAAAACUGCGUAGCUGUCCGUCUGAACUGUCGUUGUCAUUGCGUUUAUUUUUCUUAAUGAUUGGAGGACGAGCCCCACGGUCCCCCUCCCCAUAAGCAGAUAUCGGAUAGCGGCCCGUGUGAUUAAGUGACACACGGUGUAGACGGUGGCGUUUUAAUCCCAGUGGCUUCGUGUCGUCCUGUUACAUGCAUACUCUUACGUGCAAAACAUCACAGCAGUAGGAGGAAACGUGCAGUUGUCUGGAUAUGAAUGACUGUAAAUAAGUUGGACGUAGCCACCGAGUCGUUCCUUGGGCAGUAUUUUUAUGAAGAAGACUUGAGUCCUGAAUGUGUGUACCUUCCCUGAAGAUUGGGGAACGCCCUGCUUUUGGGUGAUAAUCGGGUAAUGGUAUUGAUAGGAAGGGUCACCUGACCCACCCCUCAAUAUGUUGUGCAUCCCCUGUGCACCCCUGUGUCGAGCAGCCAGUAUUUCACGUGAACCCUACCCACCCCUCCCCUCCCUGGAACUGAAAUGGUACAUCCCACAGAGUUACCCUAGUGCACCCAGUAUACGUGCCGUUGGAGAUGUAGAUGCCAGAACUCUCUUUCCUCUUUGUUUUUUGUCUCAAUCCUUGUUUUCUCUUUGAUACGUGCACAUUUACUGCACUGUUUGUUUAUAAUGUCUCUUCCAUUACUAUUGUAUAAAUAUAUAAGGGCUGUUUCCCUGCUUAGGGGUCAUAAGGAAGAUUCUGGGCUUCUGGUUUAAACCGUAUGGGGUUACAGAUGACAUGGAAUUGAUCCCAACCCUACUGGA